Octopus sinensis (East Asian common octopus) is the source of this 1032-nucleotide messenger RNA. RefSeq names its product suppressor protein SRP40-like. NCBI's taxonomy places the organism in Eukaryota, Metazoa, Mollusca, Cephalopoda, Octopoda, Octopodidae. The record is from RefSeq and is a predicted model, not a curated record. Bases 1 to 1032 code for a protein of 343 amino acids. The transcript has a single exon.
AUGUCUCGAGCUGAUUCUGAAAAUACCUCUUUUCCACCGGAUGCGUCUUCAAUAGGUUCAAAAAAUGUAUAUAAAAACAAGGCCUUUCACACUUAUUCUGAAACUGGGUCUGUUUCGAGAAGUUCAUUUAAAGAUGUAACGAAUUGUGAUAGAGGUAAUACUUCCAAGGUAGAUUCAAUGAGAAAUGUGGUUUCCCUCUCCGAUGAGUUAAGAGCCAACAGGCAGGAGUUAAUUUUACACGAUUUUAACCGGCAACUUCGUAAAGUAAAAGAUUCUCUAGAAAGACUGGCUACUAGAUUAUCAGAGAAGGAUAAUUUUAGCAGCUCUUCCUCCACCUCUGAAUCCUCUGAGAGUGACUCAGAUAACGAAUUUUCAAACAACAAAAUACAGAAAAACGGUUUAAAUUCGAAGAGAAAGUCUGUAGAUUGUUCGAAUAUUCUUAAUUCGUCUUCGAGUGACAGUGAUGAAGAUAGAAAUGUCAAAUAUCGCAAACAAAAAUGCACUAGGAAAUCAAUUAAAGUCAUAACUCCUUCAGGAAGCGAAUGCUCCAUCUUGCAUUCGGACCAUUCAAUACUCACUAGUUCUGGCAAAAAGACUAAAGCCAGGACUAAAAAGAGGAAAACUACUGUUGUAAAAGCGAGCUCCAGCACUGACUUCUCAGUCUCGGACCUUAAUUUCAUCACACGAUCAGAAGAUGUAAUUCAGGACAAGAAAAAAAUGUAUCGAAUAUCUCGUUAUAAGAACAACCAGUAUAUGAGUUCAGAGUCGGAACAUAUUUCCGAAGCAAAACUUCGCAACAGACGGAGGAAGAGUUCGGCGAAGAAAUCGUCAUCAGGAACCAGCAGUGAUGUUUCUAUAAAAUCAGUUUCAAUACCCAUGAAAGAUCUAACGAAGAGACUUCUUGACAAAUUUAUUGACCUCCGCAACAAAAAUUGCCCUCCUCGGAAUUCGAAAGAUGCAUCAGAUAGUUCUUUUUCUUCAGAUUCUCUCCAUGAAACUGUUUUCAUCAGAAAAACCUGCGAAUACAAGUAA